GACGCGGUGACGCGCAGCGCUCUCCGGCGGUGGCCGAGGUGGGAUUUGGACGGGGCCGGGACAGGACCGGCGGGGCCGGAGCGGGGCCGGAGCGGGGCCGGGCCGGAACCAGAGCCCCCGCACCGAGCGGGACGGGCCCGCCACGACCGGGGGAGCGCACCCGAGCCCUGCCGGCGGCUCUCCCUUCAGCCCUGCCCCGGCCCCCCCGCAUGGCGCGGCCCUGAGAGGAGAUGACUGACCAGGAGAACAACAACAGCAUCUCCAGCAAUCCCUUCGCCGCCCUCUUCGGCUCCGUCGCGGCCGCCAAGCACUUCGCCGCCAUCCAGAAACAGCAGCAGCUGCGGCAGCUGACAGGCGAGGAGACGUCCAUCAGCCAGGAUGACUCUGACAACAGCGUCUCCGAGAGCCUGGACGACUGCGACUACUCGGUGGCCGAGAUCAGCCGCUCGUUCCGCUCGCAGCGGGAGCUCUGCGAGCAGCUCAACAUCAACCACAUGAUCCAGAGGAUCUUCCUCAUCACCCUGGACAACAGCGACCCCAGCAUGAAGAGCGGGAAUGGGAUCCCGGCGCGCUGCGUCUACCUGGAGGAAAUGGCUGCGGACCUGGAUGACCAGGACUGGCUGGACAUGGACAACGUGGAGCAGGCCCUGUUCACCCGCCUGCUGCUGCCGGAGCCCGGGAGCCACCUGAUCCACAUGACCUGUGCCAGCACCCAGAACCUCUCUGCCGACCGCGACGCCGGGGAGCGGCACAUCCUGCGCUACCUCUAUGCCUGCUUCCGCAGGGCACGGGAGGAGAUCACCAAGGUUCCAGAGAACCUGCUGCCCUUCGCUGUGCGCUGCCGCAACCUGACGGUGUCCAACACCCGCACCGUGCUCCUCACCCCGGAGAUCUAUGUCAACCAGAAUGUGUACGAGCAGCUGGUGGACCUGAUGCUGGAGGCACUGAGGGGGGCACAGUUUGAAGACAUGACAGAGUUCCUUGAGGAGGUCAUAGAGGCCUUAACGAUGGACGAGGAGGUGCGGACGUUCGGGGAGGUCAUGGUUCCUGUGUUUGACAUCCUGUUGGGGAGAAUCAAGGACCUGGACCUCUGCCAGAUCCUGCUGUACACAUACCUCGAUGUGCUCCUCUACUUCACAAAGCAGAAGGACAUAGCCAAGGUUUUUGCAGGCUACAUCCAGCCCAAGGAUCCCAGCAAUGGGCAGAUGUAUCAGAAGACUUUGCUUGGUGCCAUUUUAAACAUCUCCUGCUUGUUGAAGACCCCUGGCGUGGUGGAAAACCACGGCUACUUUCUGAAUCCAUCCCGAUCCAGCCCACAGGAGAUCAAAGUGCAGGAAUCCAACAUCCAUCAGUUCAUGGCCCAGUUCCAUGAGAAGAUCUACCAGAUGCUGAAGAACCUGUUGCAGUUGUCUCCAGAGACAAAGCACAGGAUUCUCUCCUGGCUGGGAAACUGCCUCCACGCGAAUGCGGGCCGCACCAAAAUUUGGGCUAACCAGAUGCCAGAGAUCUUCUUCCAGAUGUAUGCCUCAGAUGCCUUCUUCCUCAACCUGGGGGCUGCCCUCCUGAAGCUGUGUCAGCCCUUCUGCAAACCCAAAUCUCCGAGGCUGCUAACCUUCAACCCUACCUACUGUGCCCUGAAGGAGCUGAAUGAAGAGGAGAGGAGGAGUAAGAACGUACACAUGAAAGGUUUGGAGAAAGAAACAUGUUUGAUCCCUGCUCUGAGUGAGCAAGAGCCGGAGUUUGCAAACAGUUACAACCUGGUGACAGAAAACCUGGUGCUCACACAGUACACCCUGCACUUGGGGUUUCACAGGUUGCACGAUCAGAUGGUAAAGAUAAACCAAAGUCUUCACCGCCUUCAAGUGGCAUGGCGAGAAGCUCAGCAGAGCUCCAGCCCUGCUGCUGACAGCCUCAGGGAGCAGUUUGAGCGCCUCAUGACCAUCUAUCUCUCCACCAAGACGGCCAUGACGGAGCCACAGAUGCUGCAGAACUGCCUGAACCUGCAGGUGUCCAUGGCAGUGCUGCUGGUGCAGCUGGCCAUGGGGAACCACGGGACAGAGCCGCUGGAGCUGAGCUUCCCGCUGCCCGAGGUGGAGCACAGCGCGCUGGCCUACGUGCCAGAGUUCUUUGCUGAUAAUUUGGGUGACUUCUUCAUUUUCCUGCGGCGUUUUGCUGAUGACAUCUUGGAGACUUCAGCUGAUUCCCUGGAGCACAUCCUUCACUUUGUUACUGUUUUCAUGGGUGAUGUGGAGAGGAUGAAAAAUCCUCACCUGCGAGCCAAGCUGGCAGAGGUGUUGGAAGCUGUGAUGCCUCACCUGGAUCAGGCCCAGAACCCGCUGGUCUCCAGCGUGUUCCAUCGCAAGCGGGUGUUCUGCUCCUACCAGCAUGCUGCCCACCUGGCCGAGGCGCUCAUCAAGGUCUUCGUGGACAUCGAGUUCACAGGUGACCCACACCAGUUCGAACAGAAGUUCAACUAUCGCCGUCCCAUGUACCCCAUCCUGAGGUACAUGUGGGGCACCGACUCCUACCGGGAGAGCAUAAAGGCUUUGGCUGAUUAUGCCUCAGAGAACCUGGAGGCAAUGAACCCCCCUCUCUUCUUGCGCUUCCUUAACCUGCUCAUGAAUGAUGCCAUUUUCCUAUUGGAUGAAGCCAUACAGUACCUCAGCAAGAUCAAAGUGCAGCAGAUUGAGAAGGACCGGGGCGAGUGGGACAGCCUGUCCCCGGAGGCUCGCCGGGAGAAGGAGUCCAGCCUGCAGAUGUUUGGGCAGCUGGCACGCUUCCACAACAUCAUGUCCAACGAAACCAUCGGCACUCUGGCCUUCCUGACCUCAGAAAUCAAGUCCCUGUUCGUGCAUCCUUUCCUUGCUGAGCGCAUCAUCUCCAUGCUCAACUACUUUCUGCAACACCUGGUUGGGCCUAAAAUGGGAGCUUUGAAAGUGAAGGAUUUCAGUGAGUUCGACUUCAAGCCACAGCAGCUCGUGUCUGAUAUCUGCACGAUCUACCUAAACCUUGGGGAUGAAGAAAACUUCUGUGCCACAGUCCCCAAGGACGGCCGCUCCUACUCACCGACACUCUUUGCCCAGACCGUGCGGGUUCUGAAGAAAAUCAACAAGCCUGGCAACAUGAUAGUGUCUUUCAGUAACCUGGCUGAGAGGAUCAAGUCUCUUGCAGACAGGCAGCAGCAGGAAGAGGAGACGUAUGCAGACGCCUGCGAUGAAUUCCUGGAUCCCAUCAUGAGCACGCUGAUGUCAGACCCCGUGAUCCUGCCUUCCUCCCGCGUCACCGUGGACCGCUCGACUAUAGCCCGACACCUCCUCAGUGAUCAGACGGAUCCUUUCAAUCGGAGCCCACUCACUAUGGACCAGAUCAGACCAAACACAGAGCUAAAAGAGAAGAUCCAGCAGUGGCUUGCAGAGAGGAAAAAGCAGAAGGAGGAGCUGGAAGACACGCUGAACUGAAAACCUUGAUCUUGUUCCCAGCCCUCCCUUCACAGGCAAGAUCAAUGCCAUGCAGGGGAAAUGGCUGGAGCUGCCACCCUGACGACGACCACAUUUAGUGCAUUGCCACCACCUAUCGAGUCUCUCCUUGGACCUUCCCUUCCAACCCCUGUUCUCUCUUUUCCUGUUAAGACUCACUGUUUAAGACUGAGACUUUCCACUGCACUACAGCUUUGAGCCUCUGCCUCGGGGCAAGACCACAGCCUCUUCUUCAUGGCCUGGUGCCCCAGCCUUCUAUUACCUGUUCUUUGUGUUGGCCACGUUCUUUUCCAGUGACACCAAACGCCUCCCUCUGUUCUUUUCUGUGUUUAAACUGUAACCAUCCGUUCACUACCUGAAAGUGAUGCCUCCAGCUGCCCCCAGGGUAGGACAUGGGGAGGGACUGGAAGGGGACUGUUCACCACCUUGUAAAGGCCAGGGGUGUAGAAGGGUGUACUUCCCAAGUGAUCAUUGGGAACGGCAGGCGUUGGAAAUAAAACAUAGAGAUGAUCUUAAA
Molecule: messenger RNA, 3993 nt
Organism: Pseudopipra pipra
Lineage: Eukaryota; Metazoa; Chordata; Aves; Passeriformes; Pipridae
Gene: UBE4A
Product: ubiquitination factor E4A
Exons: 19
Coding region: 231-3458 (1075 amino acids)
Biological process (GO): protein polyubiquitination
Cellular component (GO): cytoplasm; nucleus; ubiquitin ligase complex
Molecular function (GO): ubiquitin-ubiquitin ligase activity
Source: RefSeq, a predicted model, not a curated record